AUGGGGUUUUCUGGGAACCUGCAGAAACUUGGAUACGCGCGCCCAUGGAGACGGAAAAUCGAGCUCCGAUGGUCAAUUGUUUACCGAAACGAUGAAAACUUCGACGAAUCCCCGUGUUAUCGCGUUAGGGUGAUGCGACGCGCUGAAGUUGUGCUCGAAUUUGAGAUGCACUUCGAGCGCCAGCCUACCGACGAUGAUGUUGUGACGCAGCUGAAGAGCCAAGCUUGA
This is a messenger RNA of Penicillium samsonianum, 228 nucleotides long. RefSeq lists its product as uncharacterized. The record is from RefSeq and is a predicted model, not a curated record. The transcript has a single exon. Bases 1 to 228 code for a protein of 75 amino acids. Lineage: Eukaryota; Fungi; Ascomycota; Eurotiomycetes; Eurotiales; Aspergillaceae.